This is a messenger RNA of Mycetomoellerius zeteki, 3536 nucleotides long. Its product is annotated as solute carrier family 12 member 9. Gene Ontology annotation, biological process: chloride transmembrane transport; cell volume homeostasis; potassium ion homeostasis. Gene Ontology annotation, molecular function: potassium:chloride symporter activity. NCBI's taxonomy places the organism in Eukaryota, Metazoa, Arthropoda, Insecta, Hymenoptera, Formicidae. The record is from RefSeq and is a predicted model, not a curated record. Gene Ontology annotation, cellular component: membrane. The transcript has 12 exons.
CGAUCAUGAUUAGACAGAUGUUACGAAAUAGUACGAGAACUUAGGUCCAAAAUCUUUAAAAUAAAAUUUUUAUAGUUGAGAAUGUGUUGUGGGAGAAGUUGACAGAAACAUUAAAAAUGCAAGAAAUUAACGAUAAUAUGUUUUUUGAGGAGCAACAAGAAAAUAUAAUACGUAAGCAGGAAGAAGAUCAAGUGAAAGAAAAAUCGGUAGAAGACAACAUACAAUUAAUUAAGAACGUAAAAAAGACUAAAAAAGAUGAGGAAAUAGAUGAAAAUAUCAUGAUAUUUUUGCAUGAGAAAGGUUGGAAUGAAAAUCUUAUCGAGACAUUGAUUAAUAUCGGUCUUACGGAUGUCAGACUUUUAAAAACUCUAAAUUUAAAUGAAGAUGACAUCGACGAUUUGCAAGAUCUAUGGCAAGCAAAGAUUAAAGUCAAUAAAAGCAACGAUUCUAUUAUUAAUUCUACAUCCGACAGUUUAUCGUCUAAUGGUCACGCACAAUUGUCAUCAAAUAGCAUCUAUCUAAAAAGAGUCUUGAGCAAACCUUUGAUCCAAGCUCUUUGUGAAAUUAUAACAAAGAAACCGACCGAUCCUGUGGAGUACCUAGGCUACUGGUUACUCCAUUAUAAAAAAUUAAAAAUGAUCGCAUCAGAAGUUGGCUCGACAAACACAGAACCUGUCCACAUCAGGAUUACGAGUGAAAAAGCUCCUUUGAUCAAUGGCAGAAAUAUGCUUCAACGACUAAGCAAUAUUUUUAAGAUCGGAAGGACGUCACAUUCUGAUGGAGAUGGCUAUGUCGAAUUUGGUACUCUUGGUAUAGACAACACUCGUACAUUGGGAACUUUUGCUGGUGUAUUCAGCCCAGUUACACUGUCUAUGUUCAGUGCCUUAAUUUUUAUACGAAUGGGAUACAUCGUGGGUAAUGCAGGUUUAUUUGUAACAUUAAUUCAGUUCAUCAUAGCAUAUGGUAUUUUAUUAUUCACAGUUGCAUCUGUCUGCGCUAUAUCAACCAAUGGCGCUGUAGAAGGUGGUGGCGCUUACUUUAUGAUCAGUCGUACAUUAGGACCUGAAUUUGGCGGCUCUAUUGGCACUCUCUUUUUCUUGGCCAAUAUAGUGUCCAGUGCGCUUUGCAUUUCUGGAUGCGCUGAGGGUUUGGUCGAAAAUUUUGGUCCGUCUGGUUAUUUGAGCGGCAAAACUGGGCUCAUCCCAGAUGGUCGAUGGUGGCGAUUUUUAUAUUGUUCUAUACUAAAUACUGCCAAUCUUGUAGUUUGUCUUAUCGGAGCUGCAAUGUUUGCAAAAACCAGUGUUGCAAUUUUGGCAGUUGUCUGUAUCUGUCUGGCUAGUGUUUUUAUUAGUUUUUUGACUCAAGGUGCAAUAGAGAUACCAAUACCAGAGGCAAAUACAUUGGUACAAAAUAUAACAGAGCAUAUAAAUGGAAGUUACACGGGUCUUUUGUCUUCUACACUUUCAAACAAUCUCUAUUCGAAUUAUAGUGCUGAUUACUCGAGCGGAGGAACAAUGACGGAUUUUGCAAGUGUCUUUGGUGUAUUGUUCAGUGGUGUAACUGGGAUAAUGGCUGGAGCAAAUAUGAGCGGAGAGCUGAAAAAUCCCGGGCGAAAUAUUCCACAUGGGACAUUAUCUGCGGUAUUAUUUACGUUUAUAUGUUAUAUUUUACUGUCUGUACUAACGGCUGCUACUACUAGCCGUUUUUUACUCCAAAACAACUUUAUGUACAUGAUGCCAAUUAAUAUUUGGCCGCCAUUUGUCGCUGUUGGCAUCCUCACAGCAACAUUUAGCGCUGGUUUAAGCAAUUUGAUAGGUUCUAGUAGAGUAUUGGAAGCAUUGGCCAAAGACAAUGUAUUCGGUAUGUAAUUAGUGACAAUAAAAAAUUAAUUCAUUUUAAUUUUAAAAUUUAAUUUAUAUACAGGGUGUUUCCAAACCAUUGCUCAAAUUAACUCGGUACUAUUUCUUUUAAGUUAUCUGGCUACCAAUCUUGCGUGUCUUGGAUUGGAACUUGCUAGUGCACCAAACUUCAGGCCAACAUUUAAUUACUUUACAUGGCACACGGCGACUAUAGGUCUUCUUGGAACACUGAUAAUGAUGUUCAUAAUUAAUAGUAUUUAUGCUUCCAGUAGCAUAAUUUUAUGCUUAAUAUUGAUCAUUGUGCUACAUUUAUUCUCACCAAGUAAAAACGCACCAUGGGGCAGUAUAUCUCAAGCAUUAAUAUUCCAUCAAGUUAGAAAAUACUUGCUAAUGUUGGAUUCGCGUAAGGAUCAUGUUAAAUUUUGGCGUCCACAAAUGUUGCUGAUGGUUGCGUGUCCGCGUUCCGCUUGUCCUCUUAUCGAUUUUGUGAAUGACUUGAAGAAAGGAGGACUUUAUGUUAUUGGACAUGUAAAAGUUGGUAAAUUUAAUGGUCAAAAUAGCGAUCCUACGAUAGAGGAAUAUCCGCACUGGUUGAGUUUAGUUGAUCAUAUGAGAGUUAAAGCUUUCAUUGAAUUGACCGUGACGAAAACGGUGCGCGAAGGCAUGCAACAUUUAAUAAGAUUGUCUGGUAUGGGUGCAAUGAAACCAAAUACGAUCGUUCUCGGGUUUUAUGAUGAAGAAACGCCAAGGAACUUCUUCUUGGAUUCUCAAUACGCGACGACAAUGUUUGAAAACAGUACAACGCUUCCAAAUAACACUGUGUUCCCUCUGAGACAAGCAACAGGUGAAAAGAAUCUAGAUCCGGUUCAAUAUGUUGGUAUGUGCUCGGAUGUUUUAAGAAUGAAGAAAAAUUUAUGUUUAUGUAGAAACUUUCAUCUGUUAAAUAAAGCACAGUUGACGAAAAACUCGAAUUUGAAAUAUAUUGACGUAUGGCCGGUCAACUUUUUCCAACCGACCGAUCAAGAUCCAUUCGAUACAACGUCAUUAUUCAUGCUUCAACUCGCAUGUAUCAUCAAUAUGGUACCUAGUUGGAAAAACCUACAUCUCAGAGUGUUCCAUUGCGAAACUGGAAAUGGCAAUGAAAGCCUAAGUAUCUCAGAUUCUCCCAAUUCAAUGAACGAAUAUCCGAGAAUCUCGAAUGAGAACAGGAUUCGAAAGUCAUUGAAUUUGCUGAGAAUUUCUGCAUCGAUUAAAAAAAUCCCGGAAUGGGGAGAGCAAAUCCGAGGUUUAAAGGGUAGGCCUCUGCUUGAGCCAAAAAAUCAAUAUGAAUCAAGCACAGAGUCUAAUAAUACUUUGAGUAACGUGUCCCGGGCUUAUAUACUAGGAGUCAAUCAACUGAUACGGCAAUAUUCUUCUCAAACUGCAACAACAUUCAUUUAUUUGCCCGGUCCGCCAGCCUCAAACACUUGGGAUGAGGAUGACAUGUAUCGACAGUACCUACAAUCGUUGACAGAAUUGACUGUCGACUUACCACCUACAGUUUUAGUACACGGUGUUAGUGCUGUUACGUCAACUACCUUAUAACAUAUAAAAUGUAUGGGAAAAGGUAAGGGGAAAUGUUGAAUACAUUCUCCAUUGGUAAGAAAAGAAGGCACUAGAGAAUAGAAACUUAAAUUA